This is a messenger RNA of Argiope bruennichi, 1847 nucleotides long. Its product is annotated as four and a half LIM domains protein 2-like. Gene Ontology annotation, cellular component: nucleus; Z disc. NCBI's taxonomy places the organism in Eukaryota, Metazoa, Arthropoda, Arachnida, Araneae, Araneidae. The record is from RefSeq and is a predicted model, not a curated record. The transcript is spliced from 9 exons. Bases 75 to 1631 code for a protein of 518 amino acids. Gene Ontology annotation, molecular function: zinc ion binding; transcription coregulator activity.
CAGGUACGAUGGGCAAUGUUGCCAGAACUCUUGUCGUGAUCAAGCAGUGAAAAAGCAGACAGUUUCUUGUGAAGAUGACGACUGCGUUUGCCACCAGGGGAAAACGCCGUUCAGAACCAAAAUCUUGUAGAAAUUGUAAAGUUCAAAACCACACAGUAGUUGAAGAAAAUCUGCUGCAAAUACAAAACAGACUGGGUAUAAGUCCAGAUUCUCAGUGCUCUUGCAAAGAAAAUCAAAAAGAACCUCAUAAAGUUUAUGCUUGGACGCCUCCAGGUUUACCCGCAGAUAAAAUAGAUGAAUAUUUUGCCCAGCUUCCCAAUAACAAAGUUCCAAGAUGGAAGUCACCUGGGGAACAGUACCGAGAAAAGCAGCUGGUUCUUCAACUUCCCAAACAAGACUUAGCCCUCGCUUACUGCAGCUAUCUUGACAAAAUGCAUCAGAAGUCUUUCGAAGAUUUUGUAAAUAUGAGGAAUGAAUUAGCACUCGACAUAGCUUACGUCAGAGAGUACCUUGACAAGCCAAAGGAAUGUGCGAAGUGUCGAGGGACGAUGUUAAAAGGAGACGUUGCAGUCAUCGCACCGAAAUUCGGGGAGUCCAUUUGCUGGCAUCCCGCAUGUUUUGUGUGCAGCACCUGUGAUGAAUUACUAGUCGACCUCACGCACUGUGUUAAAGACAGAAAACUGUACUGCGAAAGACAUUUCGCCGAACAAAUCAAACCCAGAUGCGCUGCCUGUGAUGAACUCAUAUUUUCCGGAGAAUAUACCAAAGCCAUGUCGAAGGAUUGGCAUUCAAGUCAUUUCUGUUGCUGGCAAUGCGAUGAAACACUUACUGGCCAACGCUAUGUUUUAAGGGAUGAUCAUCCCUAUUGUACGAAAUGUUACGAACAAGUAUUUUCUAAUACCUGCGACGAAUGCGGUAAAAUCAUCGGAAUAGAUUCAAAGGAUUUAUCGUACAAAGAAAAACACUGGCACGAAGCCUGUUUCCUGUGCAACAAGUGCCGAGUGUCAUUGGUGGACAAACCAUUUGGAUCAAAGGCCGAGAAAGUCUAUUGUGCAAGUUGCUACGAUGCUGCUUUUGCUUCCAGAUGUGAUGGAUGCAAUGAAGUUUUCAGAGCAGGAACUAAGAAAAUGGAAUACAAAGGUCACCAAUGGCAUGAAAAAUGUUUCACUUGUUCCGUGUGCAAAACUCCUAUCGGAACUCGCAGCUUUAUCCCCAGGGACAACGACAUCUAUUGUACCACCUGCUAUGAGCAGAAGUAUGCAACCAGGUGCAUUAAAUGCAAUCAGAUUAUAACUGCUGGAGGAGUAACAUACCGAAACGAGCCAUGGCACAGGGAAUGCUUCUCGUGCACAAACUGCGGAACAUCUCUAGCUGGACAGCGUUUCACAUCAAGAGAUGAGAAACCUUAUUGCGCGGAUUGCUUUGGAGAGCUUUUCGCUAAAAAGUGCACAGCCUGCAACAAACCUAUUACUGGUAUUGGUGGAACCAGGUUUAUUUCCUUCGAAGAUCGCAACUGGCAUAAUGAUUGUUUCAUGUGUGCCGAAUGCCGUACAUCUCUUGUUGGAAAAGGUUUCAUAACAGAUGGAUCCGAUAUUCUUUGCCCAGAAUGCGCUAAACAACGACUAAUGUGAUCUCAUUUGUUCUUAAGCGUGAUAGAAAAAAAUGUGUUGUUGCUAUAUUGUAACAUGCUUCCGAUCCGCAGGCGGGAAGAACUCUGUUCGAUGUCAUCACUUAUCUUCAUCUUUUGCUGCGGUGCAAUAGUAGCUUAAAGAUGUUUACAGAAAUAAGAUUAUUAAGAAGCCAGAUUGUUGGCAUAAUAAUCUUGUAUUAAAUAUUAACUAACUGUU